Meloidogyne enterolobii is the source of this 462-nucleotide messenger RNA. The record is from the annotation of a GenBank genome assembly. NCBI's taxonomy places the organism in Eukaryota, Metazoa, Nematoda, Chromadorea, Rhabditida, Meloidogynidae.
CUGGUCCGUCAACUGGAGCACCAUCAAGCACAGCUGGUCCGUCAACUGGAGCACCAUCAAGCACUUCUGGUCCGACAACUGGAGCACCGACAAGCACUUAUGGACCGACAACUGGAGCACCAUCAAGCACUUCUGGUCCAACAACUGGAGCACCGUCAAGCACAGCUGGUCGAUCAACAGGAGCACCGACAAGUACGGCUGGUCCAACAACUCAAGCAAUUCCUUCAACUAAAUUGCCAUCAACUUCCCAACGUCCUAGCCCUACUCCAAAGAAGUGCUGCAACUAUCUUAAAUGCCAAGUUUGCAACAAAUAUCAGAUUUGCGAUGAAUAUAAUUAUCCAAAUCCUUGCGUGUAAAGGAGGAAUAAUUAAUACAUUAUUGUUGUUAAAAAUAUUUCCCUGUCUCUUUCAUAAUUCUAUUUUUAUUUUUAGCUUUUCCUUUAACAUUUUCGAGAAUGAAUAA